Molecule: messenger RNA, 4383 nt
Organism: Harpegnathos saltator (Jerdon's jumping ant)
Lineage: Eukaryota; Metazoa; Arthropoda; Insecta; Hymenoptera; Formicidae
Product: mediator of RNA polymerase II transcription subunit 15a
Exons: 3
Coding region: 352-3747 (1131 amino acids)
Molecular function (GO): ubiquitin-like protein ligase binding
Source: RefSeq, a predicted model, not a curated record
GACGGCGGCGGCGGCAGUGGCGGCGGCGACCGGUGGUGGUGGUGGCAUCGAAUAGGGAGAAACCUGGCCCCUGAGUCCGAUCUGUCCUCAGUUCCCAUGCGAGUCUCCGCUCGGUAUCGUCCAAGAGGCACGACCGGAUCCUCUCGAGCGGUGUCAUGUCGCGCAUCAGCCGCCUCUAACUAAGCGGAGACUCCAGAGGCCGGCGAAGCGUGUGUGCGUGAGAGUGCGUGCAGACUCGCGCGCGUGACUCUGUCUCUCUCUCUCUCUCUCUCUCUCUCUCUCUUUCUUUCUCUCCUCCCUUCCGGACAGACCGAUCUUCCGAGGAAGAUCCCGAAGAGCGACGAUAUCGUCAUGCUGUCCGCCAAACUGAUACUUGUGGCGACGACGCUGCUCGUCGCCGCGACCUUGGCCAAAGAGGAGGGUUCGUCGUCGAAGAGCCGCGACAAGCGGCAGCAGCUGGCCUUCCACCUGCGCAAGGGCGGCCGCCUGCCGCCGUACGCGGUGCAGAUGGAGCCGAUAGUGCAAUACUCCCAGCGGGAUCCCCUGUACAACCCGUUGGCGAGCCCGAAAAGCGACGACCUGUACGAGGAGACUCCGCUGAGCUACUACCCGACGGAGUCCGAGCCGAUCAUCGAGAUCAUCAUCAAGGAGUCCAACGAGUCCCUGCCGACCCCGGUGCCGCCGACGGCGCCGACGCAGGCGCGGCCGACCAAGGAGCCGAUCCAGGUGUUCUACGUGAAGUACGAGAAGAAGAAAGGCUACGGAGACAAGACUCGGGUGGUGUACGAACCGCCAGUUCCGGCGCUCACGCCGGUGGAGGAUCACGAAGUGAUCAAGCCGGACGACUCGGCAUCUUCGCAGCCGGAGGAGCCGGCGUACACGGCGACGCCGGCACCGGCGCCGGCGGAGCCAUCGACGACCUUGCGCGCCAUCAUCAGGCCCGACAGCGAGGUAUAUCAUUCCGGCAGCAGCGGCAUCCGCGUGACCUUCGGCACAGAGCAGUUGCCGCCGAAUAGCCACAACAAACGCAGCGACCUCGAGGCUCCGGUCGCACAAAGGAGCAGGCCGACCGCGUCGCCGGGCACGCCUAAGAGACAACACGGCCCGUACCAGCCGCUGCAGCCGGUACACCCUGGCCGACUACCACCCGCGUUCCCGCAGCAGCGCAUCGUUAAUUCGGCGUUCGUUCCGCAGCAGGCGCUGCAGCAGUCGCCGCCGCCGCCGCCGCCGAACUUUUUGCAUCAGCAGCAACAGCAACAGCAACAGCAACAGCAACAGCAUCAAGCGUUCCAACCGCCGCAGCAGCCGUUGCUGAGGAACCCAUCUCUGCCGCCGCCGCCACCACCACCGCCAACACCGAGGCCACCGCAACGCCACCCGAUCACGAUCCAAGGCUUGCCGGAGGUGCAACAGCGCGCGCCGUUCAGCAACUUCGGGCCGCCGCACCGCGUCAGUAUCAAUCAUCCACAGCAACCGGGUUUCCCACCGACUCUGUCAGUGUCGCAUCAGAGCGUGCACCUGCAGAAUCAGCCGUUGCCGCAGAGCAACUUCAACGGCGAACCGCCGCAGCAACCGUUGCCCAUCAGCAGGCCGAGCAGCUUUAACGGGGAGCUACCGCCGCCGCAGUCGUUACCGGCGUUCAAGCAGCAGGAGCAGGAGAAACAGCGGUACCAUGAACAACGGAGGCAGCAGGAGUUGUUGAAGCAACGGGAGCAUCAGCGGCAACACGAGCAGCAACGGUUUCAGGAGCACCAACGAUUGUUGGAGCAGCAGAGGCAGAUCGAACAGCAGCGAUUGGUCGAGCAACAAAGGCAGCAGGAGCAGCAGAGGCUGCAGGAGCAGCAGAGGCUGCAGGAGCAGCAGCGGCUGCAGGAGCAGCAGCGGCUGCAGGAGCAGCAACGCUUGCAGGAACAGCAACGCUUGCAGGACCAGCAACGCUUGCAAGAGCAGCAGCGGCUGCAGGAGCAGCGUCUACAGGAGCAACGCAGGCGAAAGCAAGAGCAAGAGCAGAAGCUUCUGCAAGAGCAGCGGUAUCGCGCGCAGAUCAAGUACAAUCAGGCGCAGUUGGCGCCGCAACAGCCAGAAGGUGAGAUUUUCAAGGCAGUGCCGAAGCUGGAACAACAUUACGCCAUCAGGGAGAAUCCCCUUCAUCCCGGCCCUUUCCCACCGAAUCCUACGGUAGUGCAACCUCCGACCACGUUCGCAGAAAUCUCGCCGAGCCAGUACGUCUCCGCACAACCGCCCAAUGCUCUCCACGAUUCUCAGCAACUCUCCAGGACACCACCGAGCCAUUUCGUUACUGCCGACACCCUGCAACAUCACCAGCAUCAACAGCAUCAGCAUCAGCAUCAGCAUCAGCAUCAGCAUCAGCAUCAGCAUCAGCAUCAGCAUCAGCAUCAGCAGCAGCAGCAGCAGCAGCAGCAGCAGCAGCAGCAGCAGCAGCAGCAGCAGCAGCAGCAGCAACUGCAGCUGAACACGAAACAUCAGCCUUACCAAGCGACUCAGCAAAGUUUCCUCUCGCAGAACCUGCCGGCGCCAGAACAACGGCCGCACACGGCUCCACUUCAGCAACAAUCGAUAUGGGGAGGCCGACCGGCGGUGUACCCGAACAACGGACCGAAGAUUUACGCGACGCCGGUGAGUCCCUCCGACGACUUCAACUCACCGUCGGGCAUCAGGACUUUCUUGCCGACCACGGCGACGCCGACGACUACGUCUGUCACAACUACCAGUACCAUCACCACUACCACCGAGGCGCCAAGCAGCACGACGCUCUCCCCGAAGAAGGUGGCUAAAAUCAAGGAGAACAUCGCCAACUUACCGGACGAAGUGCCGGACGAUAUCAGGGAGCAGUUGCUGAGCUCCGGUAUUUUGGGCAACGCCGACAUCCAGAUCCUCGACUACGACAAAAUCGGCGACAUUCCGAUCGAGAAACUACCGCCGGAAGCCUUGGCGAAUUUCUACGGCGCCGGAGGCGGCGCCGCCGUUGCCGCCGGCAGCGAGCCCGUGCCGGCGAUCGUGAAGAGUCCGAAGACGACGACGACGACGACUCAGCAGCAGCAGAUCGCGCCGAAGAAGGCGAUAGCCGUCACUACUGGCACCACCGUCUCCACCAAGUUCGAGCAAGCCACCUUGCGGCCCGGCGGCGUGGAGAUGAAAGUAAUACGCUUCGAUCCGAAUACGGAGCAAGGCCGGGCCGUGGCGGAGCAGCAUAUACGGGACGACGCGACCCAGCUCGAGCCGGUGUCCGUGGGAGCGCGCGACAGCGCCCAAUACAAUCGUUACCUGCCGCUCAAAGUGAGCGGCGCGUCCUUCCCGAUCCCGGACGUGCCAGAGCUCAAUGGCCGUAAGAUCUCGAGCGUCGUGGUGCUGGCACCCGUCGACUACGACUUUCCCGAGGAGAGGGAGAUCGAGCUGUCGCGGCAGGGCAGGAGGGCCAGUGACGCGCAGCCGAUCAGGUUUCUCGCCGGCGACACCCUCAAGCAGCUCGUGAGGAAGCCCACCACAGAGAACUACAAGAAAUGGCUCGACCAGGAGAGCCGCACCGAGCCGGAGCGGCAGUCGGUCGUGCUCCUGGUGACCAUGCCAAGAAACGGCGGUCAGGGUGACAAGGAGAUCUUCAUGUAUGAUGUGACCUUCCGAUCCGUCAGCAAACUGGCCGGCGAUCUCUCGACGGCCUUCGUGGAUGCCGCAGAGAGCAACUCGGACGGCACUGGCUCCAUCGACGACUCAUUCUCGGCUCUAUAACUAUGAUUUUAUCGCGUAAAAACGAAGCUACUUCAAGAUAUGACAGAAAAACAACAUUCGUGGUCGUGCGCGAAGUAUCUCUCUCGUUUGGAGAUUCCGUUAUACUUUUAUUGAAUACAUCAUAUGACAGCUGAGAGGAAAGGGAGGAGAGAGGAAUUUAUUUUUUUUACAUCAUGGUGCAAUCAUUUUUUCUAAACGGCUGAAAGCAAAUUAUAUUUUGUAAUUCUUUUGUUGUCACAAUCGCUUGUGGAAAUAGAAAAAAAGAAGAAACUCUAAAUUAUUUCGAAUACACGCGGUCAUGAUUAUAAUAAACACAGUAAUGAAAAAAUGUAUGAAGAUAAGAAAUUUGUCGGAAUGUUGUUUAGUCUCCUGACGUAUUCUUGUCGCAACUACGGCAACAGCAAUGGAUGUCAAGAUGAGGAUAAAGGACUGCCACGUGGCAAAUAGUUUUGAAUUCAUAUGUAUCUAUGUAGAUAUCUUAAUUAUGUAUUAUUAUGUAUAUAUAAAUGAUUUUGUACUUUUUUAUACAAAAUAAAACGCAGUCUUCCCUGAUGUUCACGCUAAUAUAUUUACUACAUAUAAGAAAAAAUUCAUCUUGCGCUAUUUAAUCGACAAUCAAGAUGCAGGAAAAAUUAA